Messenger RNA from Suillus discolor, 956 nucleotides. RefSeq lists its product as uncharacterized. Lineage: Eukaryota; Fungi; Basidiomycota; Agaricomycetes; Boletales; Suillaceae. Bases 178 to 813 code for a protein of 211 amino acids. The record is from RefSeq and is a predicted model, not a curated record. The transcript has 7 exons.
CCAAGAUACAAUGAGCUCGUUUAUUCUAACUGGCGGCAUGUAGCGUAUCUCCCAAUCUCGAUGACAGACGCAGAGUGAGUGAUAUUUUCCGUUCCUUGUUAUGUUGAACAUAACGACUGCAACAGCUGCCUAAUUUUUUACUUCAUAUUGAUAUGGACGCCUGUCGUCGUCAAUGCUAUGCUGGGCAUCAUAAUGAUGAUUCGGAUACAUGCGAUGUAUGGACGAUCCAAAAAGAUGCUCGUCUUUCUCGUUAUAGUCUUACUGGCUUCCACAAUCUCUUCCGUCUGUUUUACAGCAAUCACAGGUAACUUUGUCUCAGUGGUAGAUGAUUUUUCUGGCCACCAUAUGUGUUAUCCCACAUAUUUUGACGAAGGGCAGCCGAUGAAUAUGCAAGUUGAGAGUGUUCGUUUGAUGUCCACCGCUAUAUGGGAGAUCCUCGCCUUCGUUCUUGCAGUCCGGAUUGUCGUAAAACACUUUCGAGAGCUGCGAUAUUCGCCGACAGGACCGACCAUUGGUGACUGUUUUAUGGUAUUAACCAAAAGUCAUACAUUUUACUUUGUUGGAUUUCUCGUUGUACUUUGCUUCAGCCUAAUCUCACUGUUUACAUAUUUACCAUGGACUGAAUCUGGGCAAAACUAUUCCGGUGUUUUCCAAAUUGCCCAGGAGUUGCAGAUGUUUGUGCUGGGACCGCGACUCAUCCUCAGCAUUCGCGAAUAUCACGCCGGGCUCGUGGCCAGGUCUGACGAGGGAACGGGCAUGACGACCAUUCAUUUCCAGGCUGGCGGGGAUGUGUCAACUGGUGGAGAUAUUUAGCACCGCGAUCCAAAUGAUCAACGUCAACCCCAGUUAUUUCGGACUCUUGUUGUGGUAUUUAUUUGGUGAUUUGAAGGAUUGAAUUAGGUUUGGGAAAACUAUGUACUGCCUUAUCCUUAUUUAUCGUGGAUCCGUUAGGACGG